Molecule: messenger RNA, 3365 nt
Organism: Aphanomyces invadans
Lineage: Eukaryota; Oomycota; Saprolegniomycetes; Saprolegniales; Verrucalvaceae
Exons: 9
Coding region: 37-3081 (1014 amino acids)
Cellular component (GO): cytoplasm
Molecular function (GO): glycerophospholipase activity; metal ion binding; phosphatidylinositol binding
Source: RefSeq, a predicted model, not a curated record
CAGACUUGCGACGUCAUCCGAGGGCCAAGACGGACGAUGACGCUGGAGGCGACGACACCCGCGGCCCCCCUCCACGAGUACCGAGCUUGGCUGCUCCAGGCGCGCAGUGACUUGGACGUAGCUCUGAAGGUUGCCCCGCCGGCGUCGUCUUCGAAUGGACAACUGGUCGACACUGCCUUGGUGACAGCUGCAACACAAGCGAUCGACCAGUGCACAUUGACACUCGCGAAGGCUCUGCAGUUCCUGCACAACUUUCUCGACAGCGCAGCGUCCAAGGCAUCGGAUAAUGAAGCUCCAGACAACGCCGACGUAUCGAUUUCCAUCGGAAUAUACACCGAGCCGCCCAACGGCAGCCCCGACGAUUCCGAAGAGUAUGCAACGGAAGGCGAUGAAGACGACGACGAUGAGGAUGGAGAUGACGACGACGACAUUGAUUUACCAGAAAUUGAACCAGUCUACGGCGACGAAGCCGCCGAGCUGAACAGCGUCGUGAUCUCUCGCAUUCACGACACCCUCGGUGACGACGGCAGGUUCGAGGCCUUCAAAGACCAAGCGAUGAUGUUUGGCACGGGAAAACAAUCCGCCGACGCGUUCUAUGCCUACCUCGAGACAGAAAUGACGGACGCGAUGAUCGCGGAGUUCAUCCUGGACUUUGCACGGUUGCUGGCAAACAUGGACCAACGGACAAUGCUGCUCACGGCGCACUACCGCGCAAAUCGACGGAAGGCCAAGGUCCGUGCCGCUGCAAAACCUUCCGAAACUACGUCGUUGCCACUUUGUCGAACGUUGUCGGUCGAGAGCUCAGACUGCGGAGUCGUCAACGACGACUCGUAUCCGUCCGAGCUCUUCCUGGACACAGUGAAUCACUUGAUGUUUGUGAUUCAUGGCAUUGGGCGGCACGGCGACUUCAAGGAAGGCGAGUACGUGGAAGGAACGGCGGCGGCCGGAUCGAAUCGCGCCUUUCGAGACAUGUUUCGCACCAUGCAAGACACGCACUUCAAGGAAAUACCUGUCGCGCUCGAGAUUCAAUCGAUCGAGUGGCACGAAGAGCUGCAUGAACCCACGGGCGUUGACGCCGUGUUUGACAUCAUUUGCCCAGAAGGGUCGCAAGGACUUCGCCAAUUCAACAAGGACACGUUCAUGGAUAUCCUUUACUACCUGUCGCCUGGGUACGGGCAAAUCGUGGUCAACUCCGUCACGGACCAGCUCAACACAAAGUACAAAGUGUUUAUGGACGAGCACCCGGGCUGGAACGGCCAGAUCUCGAUCUUUGCUCACUCGCUGGGGACUGUGAUCACGUACGAUAUUCUAACGCAUGCGGCCGGCAGCGUUGCAAAGAACGGGGUCAAGUUUUCCGGGCUGGAUUUUUCGAUUGAAAACUUUUUUGCCGCCGGAUCGCCGGUCCCGGUCAUGAUUCUGUCGCGCGGCGGCCUCGACCUGAAAGACGGAAAGUUCACCCCCGGCAUCACCAUGCCCCGCUGCAACCACUACUACAACAUCUUUCACCCCAUCGACCCCAUUGCGUACCGCGUCGAGCCGUUGAUUCACCCGGACAUGCACGACAAGCCGCCCGUGCCCCUCAUCCAAGCGCAACACUGCAAGAACAUGCCGUUUGCCAAAAUGCAAGAAAUGUGGGAACGUAUCACAGCCCCAGCACCAGGCUUCACUUGUCCGCGCAUCGAUUAUGUCAUGCGGCGUCGCAGUCGAGAGGGCGUGAUUGAGCUCGCGUACGCUGCUGCGUCGCAUUCGGCCUGCUGGGACUCGGACGACGUGGUCAUGUUUACCCUCAUGCAAAUCUGUCGACCGGUUGUGGACAAGCUCCGGCGCUACAUGAGUGCCCAACGCCCAUUGCCCGCGCUGUGUCCAAAAGGGCUGGUCCCCAUCACCCCCCACUCGAAAGUUCGCAUUGCGACGACCGUUCUCGCACGUGAUCGAGCAACGGGAGCAUGGCAGACCCGGACGGCGGUCUUGGACCAUAAGCGGAUCUACUUGGCCGCGAAUGCAGACGACAUCGGGUGCCGCAAAAAGUGGUCGAUUCCGUUGACGUCCAAGUUGGUCGUUCAGCUGGGCGACGAUGCAUUUACGCUCAAAGUGUCCCCCGACGAAUCGAGAGCCACCACGCCUGCAACUGGAGGAAGCGGACGGAAUCUCCGCUUCUCGCCGGCGCCGCAGACGCCAUCCGCGUCAUCUUGUACACAAAUCCUUCGCGCGUCCACGACCGACUUGCGCGAUGAAUGGCUGGCAGCGAUCACAGAAGCCAUUCAGAACCUCUCACACCACAUCACUCUCCCUCCUUCCAUGUCGAUCUGCACCGUCGGGCUCGACUUGCCAUCCGGGUCAUGCGUCGACUACUUUGGCGCGAUCAAGACGAGCCUCCUCCAAUUCAAGACUGUCAAAGCCAAGAGCUGGUACGAGAGCCAGGGGUGGAAUACGCGGUGGUUUGUCUUGACUAGCACGUCGCUCGAUUGUUACGAAACGUGCCCAAACCUGGUCGGGCUCGUGCAGUUUCCCGUGCAUCGAACGACCGUGCUGGCAUAUCCGACGCGGUGCCUCGUUCGGAUCGUGUCCAAGAGCGGCACGGCGCUGGACUUGAAGGUCAAAGACUCGCGGACGUUUGACGUGUGGAAGCAGGGGCUGGAAACAAUCGACCGGUGCGACGUGCAGCUGCAGGACGACGUGGUCGAUCACAGCGCGUUGGGGGUGUCGCUCGAUUCGCAGCUUCCGUCCGUGCAUCGCUUGAGCGUCGACAAGUACUUUGUCCUGAACGACGACAAGGGCGCGUACGCUGCGUUUCAAAUCCGCAUCCACACGGAGGGGCACACGAUCCUGCGCCGGUACAGCGCGUUCCGGGAACUGAAUCGCCAACUGCGCCUGAUCUUUCCCCACGAACAAAUGCCACAACUGCCGUCGACUCGCCUGUGGGGCAAAUUCGACCCGACGUACCUCUCGGCCAAGUGCAGCCAUCUCAACACGUACCUGGGCAACAUUGAAACCAUGUGCAACAACAACCAUGCGGCGAAACUCAUCCUCAGCCAGUUCUUGGACGUCGACAAAGCAUCUCCUAGCUACGGCGAUGAAUGAGCAAGAUAUACGACUCGAACCCAUCACGAUAACACAACGCACUGCCACACAUCGAGUUGACGUCGGCUGUGGGGUGCAGGGCAUAAAAGCGGUGAGGGUUGCCCGUUCGGUGGUGGGACCGCGCACGGCAUUCGGGAGCAUCUCGUGGCUCGAUACAACAACUACAGGGGUGCGUGCGCCCAGACCAGCCAUGCCCAAUUAGCCACCGCAAGGACGAAAACGCAGUGCGAUGUAGAAUGGUCCAAAGCUUACACGUGAUAAACGCAAUGCCCGAUCCAGCGGCG